GCCAAGAAGCGGAAGAUGAACUUCUCGGAGCGGGAGGUGGAGAUCAUCGUGGAGGAGCUGGAGCGCGGCAAGCACCUCCUCAUCAACCACUUCAACGCGGGCGUACCGCUGGCCGCCAAGGCCGCCGCCUGGCACGACAUCCUGCGGCGCGUCAACGCCGUCGCCACCUGCCACCGCGAGCUGCCCGAAGUGAAGAAGAAAUGGUCCGACCUCAAGACCGAGGUGCGGCGCAAAGUGGCCCAAGUGCGAGCCGCCAUGGAAGGGGGGAGCGAGAGCCAGAACGGCGGCGGUGCCGGGACGGAAGGCGAGGAUCCAAGCGGUGCCACGGCCGCUCCCGUCAUCCUCACCCCCAUGCAACAGCGCAUCUGCAACCUGCUGGGAGAGGCCACCAUCAUCAGCCUGCCCAGCGGGGACUGCGGGGCGGCCGACGGGACCGAGAUCCCCAUCACCGCCUCCGCCACCACCGUCACGCUGACCCAGAUUCCUGCAGAGACGACUUACCACAGUCUGGAGGAUGGGGUCGUGGAGUACUGCACAACAGAAGCCCCCGCCACAGUUACUGCCGAAGCACCCUUGGAGAUGAUGGCACAUCAACACGAAGUAUCUGCAAAACCCCAGGAGUUGAAAAGCCGCAUUGCUCUGAACUCAGCAAAGCUCCUGCAGGAGCAGCGAGUGACCAACUUACACGUGAAGGAGAUUGCCCAGCACCUGGAGCAGCAGAAUGACUUGCUUCAGAUGAUCCGUCGCUCUCAGGAGGUGCAGGCAUGUGCGCAGGAGCGCCAGGCUCAAGCCAUGGAAGGAACACAGGCUGCACUGAGUGCCCUCAUCCAGGUCCUCCGCCCCAUGAUUAAGGACUUCCGUCGAUUUUUGCAGAGCAAUACACCCAGUCCUUCGGUGACCGCUGACCCCAGCCAGACUGGGCAGCAAGAUGGCAUUAUCCAGUGAAAGAAACAGCAGUGGGACUUCUUUAUUGGAAAAAAAUCUGCCCCUGCCGCCAUUGGACACGGAGUAAGGGGUGCUGGCUCUUGUCAGUGUGCAAUGGCUCGCCUUGGAGCCUUGCUGAGCCUGAACAGCUUUCUUCUCCGCUAAUCUUAUGCUAAUCUGCCUUUUCAGACCCAUCAUACAGAGCAGAAGCAGGAGAUUUAAUAAACAAGGAACCUAACAUCGGUUGCUUUAGUUCCUCAGAAAAAUAGAUUUAUUUAAAAAAAAAAAAAAGAGGGAGAGAAAAAAGACAAUUAUUUUUUUAUCUGUUUGAAAAGCUCUUCUGAGUAUGACACAUCUUUCUUCCUCUGCCUUGAUCUAUAGCCUUUAACUGACUUCAAACAUGGACAGUCUUGCUAUUAAGUCACAGCAAAGAAGCUGCCAAGGUACAGUUAUCAUAAACUGUAGUGUCUGGUAGUGAAUGCAUUUCUGUCUCUUGAUGAAAGCAUUUACUGGAAACGUGGUAUCAGAGGUGGUACAACCUUUCUCUGCACUGAGAGCUUGUGGAUACUGCUCUUGGAGCACAAAGUUCACCCACACAGACUAGCACUAAGCCUACUAUAUGCAGUUCAAAUCCCACCCAUAUCCCCCAAGGAUAUAAAUGGGAUUAAAAUAGUGUAUUCACCUCAUGUUCUAUCUGCGUGCAGUCAUGAAAUUCAACUUUAAAAGCAGAUGUGAUGAAAAUGUCAUGCCUUGGUUACCAGAUACUGUCCUGGGAUACGUAUUGGAAGCAAUUACCUGUCCCAGUAUAUUUAAUACACAAAGACACAUAAAAAAUUAAUUCAGGUGGGUUUACAGGCAAAACACCCUCUCUGUCUCAUAACGCACAGUUUGCCACCUUCGUAAUAGCUCAGCCUCUCCAAGUGGAGCUGGUCUGGAGAGCUUCAGCCACACAACAGUUCCCAGCAGACAACGUUUAGGAGGUUGGCAGCCAUUGAUUGGAGUGAGUGAGUUUUGGUCAGUUGGUUCUGGUGGUGGUAUUUGUUCUGUACUUGUUAGGAGCCAGAAGCAAAUCCAGCAGUUCUUCGUUAGUCUGCUAGCUGGCUUUGACUGGGAUUCUGAGAACUGGCUCUGAGGUUCACCUCACCUAUUUUCUCACAUUUAAACAGGGCUAAGUAGCAUUUGCAGCCCCUAAUCUCCUUGAGUUGUUGGGGCUGUUGGGCUUGGUCCGCACUGAGACAGCUCCAUUUCACAGGAUGGUGAGUGUGAUUCUUACAGACUUGGAGUAGCUUCAUAAACUUUUAGAUGACAAGCUCCACUUGUAGGUGCAUGGAAGCUAACUUCAAAAAAAAAGGAAAAAGAAAAAGUGUAAGUUUUUCCCAUACCUUUCACAUUUAAUAGGCUUGUUGCUUGCCAGAUACUGCUUUUGAAGCCAAACUUUCUCAGAGUUGAUAUUUUCUCACUGUUAAGUCUCCUUUUGGGCUGAGAAGUGUGAGCAAAGACUGAAUUUGCACAAUCACAUGAAACCCUUACAUAUUUUAUGGCAGGAUGCUGCUGGAGGACCCCCAGUUAGAGCAGUGGGUGAACAUUCUGCUGUCUACCUCUGCCCUUCAGUAAUUUCUCCUCUGUGAGGCUGAUGGGUGAGAAAAGAACAGCUUUAGAACUUUGGCCCUGGGAGGCUCUGACCCUUUGACACAGACAUCUUGGUGCUGAGUCAGGGCAGCAGCAGCUGCUCCUUCCCACCUUGUUGGGCAUCCAGCCAUGUGAGUAACGCUCUCCUGAUUCUUUCUCUCAGACUUUAUGGAGUCAAAUCAACUGCUCAAUUGAAAAUUAUUUUUAAAGCAGAAAACUACGUCAUAAAUGUUGUUUUACCUCGUUUGUGUAAUGAUCUCUCCUUUACAAAUAUGAUUUUUAAUUAAAAAAAAAAA
This is a messenger RNA of Meleagris gallopavo (turkey), 2849 nucleotides long. RefSeq names its product nuclear apoptosis inducing factor 1 (gene NAIF1). Lineage: Eukaryota; Metazoa; Chordata; Aves; Galliformes; Phasianidae. Gene Ontology annotation, cellular component: nucleus. The record is from RefSeq and is a predicted model, not a curated record.